AAGACCAUAGAAACGUAUUAGGACUCUGACCUCCUUCUUCUCUCUCUCUCUCUCUCUCUCUCUAUGGAAACGAAGGAGGAAAAGAAGCAUCAUUUCGUGCUGGUUCAUGGAGCUUGUCAUGGGGCUUGGUGUUGGUAUAAGCUAGCAACACUACUGAGAUCAGCCGGUCACAGGGUCACUGCUCCUGACCUAGCUGCUUCAGGAAUCAACCCAAAGCAAAAGGAAGAGAUCCGUUCCAUCUCCGAUUACUUCCAACCAUUGAUGGAGAUCUUGGCUUCCCUCCCUCCAGACGAUAAGGUUAUACUGGAAGGCCACAGCUUGGGUGGGGUUAGCAUCUCAGCUGCCAUGGAAAAGUUCCCUCACAAGAUCUCGGUAGCUGUUUUCGCCGCUGCUCUGAUGCCCCGUCCGGACUUCAUUGUCCCAAAAAGUCUCAAUCAAGAGUUUCAGAAAAAAGUGGUUUCAAUGGUGGAUACACAGUAUUGGUUUGAUGACGGGCCGGAUAACCCACCAACUGCCCUCUUGUUUGGGCCGGAGUUCUUGGCCUCCAAGUUGUAUGAGCUCUGCCUUCCGGAGGAUUUGACACUGGCAAAGAUGCUGGUGAGACCCAUAAGUCUCUACGGCGGUCUGCAAUUGCUGAAGGAAACAGCGCUGUCUAUGGAGAAAUACGGGUCGGUUAGUCGUGUAUUCAUCGUGUGCCAGGAAGAUAAGGUGUUGGACGAGGACUACCAGCGGUGGAUGAUCCAGAAUAAUCCGGUGACGGAGAUCAAGGUCUUCCCGGAUUCCGACCACAUGGUUAUGCUCUGUAAACCGAUUGAGCUCUGCACAUGUCUCAUUGACAUCGCUGAGCGUUACUCUUAG
Macadamia integrifolia is the source of this 858-nucleotide messenger RNA. RefSeq names its product salicylic acid-binding protein 2-like. Lineage: Eukaryota; Viridiplantae; Streptophyta; Magnoliopsida; Proteales; Proteaceae. The coding region runs from base 64 to 858 and encodes 264 amino acids. The record is from RefSeq and is a predicted model, not a curated record. Gene Ontology annotation, molecular function: methyl salicylate esterase activity; methyl indole-3-acetate esterase activity; methyl jasmonate esterase activity. The transcript is spliced from 3 exons. Gene Ontology annotation, biological process: jasmonic acid metabolic process; salicylic acid metabolic process.